AGGUUGAUCUAAAAUCAGUUUUUUAGAGGCCUGUAGGUGAUGCAUGUAGAGAAGGAGAGGGAGGAGACACUGGAUGGAGUAAAGUCAUCUGAGCUGCAGGAGAGCACUCGCCUUGUGACAUUUGGCGCCGCUGAACGCCUCCCUGAUUAAUUAGACUGCCUGUGAUGCUGCAAAUUGUAGUGAGGAGAUUCCCCGCCGCGCUGUGAACUCCUGCUGCAGCCACUGCCUCUGUGUACUGAUACCAGCUUCACCAUGACAGUAGAUAGAGACACCUGUCGGACAGAAUGACGGCUGACAAGGAGAAGAGAAGGGCGAUCAGCCGCGAGGCAGCCAGGAAGAGACGACGGGUGGAGUCCGACGUGUUUGGAGAGUUAUGUCGCCUGCUGCCUCUCCAGCCGUCCGUCAGAGCUCACCUGGACAAACCGUCCGUCAUCCGGCUCACGCUCAGCUACAUACGCAUACACACACUGCUCAAAGAAAACCCGGGGGUUAAAGCAGAGGGAAGUGACGCAGUGAAACGUGGACGGCUAAACGGUAAAAAGGAGCGGUGGGAGUGUGACGGAGGACGCGACGAAGAGGAGAAGGAGAAAGAAACAGAGGAAGGUGUCAAGACCUUAGAGGAGACGAACAUGUACCUGAGGACCCUGGAUGGGUUUCUGAUGGUUCUGUCCACAGAUGGAGACAUGAUCUUCCUGUCCCACAAUGUCAGCAAUUACAUGGGGUUGACACAGACUGAGCUGAUGGGGCACAAUAUUUUCGAGUUUACUCACCCUUGUGAUCACGAAGAGAUCACAAAUAACCUACGCCUAACAACAGAGGAGAUUUUGUUCGGUGGAAAGAGGGACUUUGUAAUGAGGGUAAAAAGCGCUCUGACGCACAGAGGAAGAAGCACCAACCUGAAGUCAGCUACGUGGAAGGUUCUCCACUGUCAGGGCCAAGCGAAGGUGAGCCUGAACCCGUCUUCUGGUUCCUGCCUGCUGCUGACCUGCCAGCCUCUGCCGCUCUCACACAAACUCCUCAGCACACACACCUUCACCAGUCAGCACAGCAUGGACAUGAGGUUCACUUUCUGUGACCAGAGAGUACUGUUGCUGUUAGGCUACGCCCCCGAAGAGCUGAUGGGCCGCUCCAUCUAUGAACUGUGUCACACACUGGACGCAGGCUGUCUGACUAAAAAUCACAUGAACUUGUGUAUGAAGACUCAGUCCGUCAGCGGGAAGUACAGGAUGCUGGUGAGAGGCGGAGGUUACGUCUGGGUGGAGACUCACAGCGCCGUCAUCCCCAGCGUCAGACCCUCCAAGUCACGACCUGGUGCCCACCACCCGCUCUGCAUCCUCUGUGUUACCUAUGUGCUCAGUGGUGUGGAGGAGCCGUCCCUGCAGCUCUCUGUGGACCAGACUGUCUCCAGAUAUCUGAGCUGAAACUGGAGUCCAAAAAAACACUGUCUGAAACAAACAUCAAUCCUCUCUACCUCUGUCUUUUCUUUGAUUUGACUUUUAUUAAAAAAAUGUGAUCUUCUUAGAUCUAGAAAUUG
This is a messenger RNA of Labrus bergylta (ballan wrasse), 1534 nucleotides long. RefSeq names its product endothelial PAS domain protein 1a (gene epas1a). Lineage: Eukaryota; Metazoa; Chordata; Actinopteri; Labriformes; Labridae. The record is from RefSeq and is a predicted model, not a curated record. Gene Ontology annotation, molecular function: protein dimerization activity; DNA-binding transcription factor activity, RNA polymerase II-specific; RNA polymerase II transcription regulatory region sequence-specific DNA binding. Gene Ontology annotation, biological process: cellular response to hypoxia; regulation of transcription by RNA polymerase II.